Molecule: messenger RNA, 6063 nt
Organism: Entelurus aequoreus (snake pipefish)
Lineage: Eukaryota; Metazoa; Chordata; Actinopteri; Syngnathiformes; Syngnathidae
Product: A disintegrin and metalloproteinase with thrombospondin motifs 20
Exons: 38
Coding region: 355-6063 (1902 amino acids)
Biological process (GO): extracellular matrix organization; proteolysis
Cellular component (GO): extracellular matrix
Molecular function (GO): zinc ion binding; metalloendopeptidase activity
Source: RefSeq, a predicted model, not a curated record
GGAGGGGACAGCCAAGGGGAAACAUACUUGGCGCGGCUCCCUCCUCUCUGCUUAGUUUACACCGGUUGCGAUCACUGCAAGAAGAAGGAAGAGAGAGAGAGAGGAAACAAAAAAAAAAAAGAAAAAGUGUGUAUUUAGGGGGGUGGGAUGCAUGUGCCAUAAAUAAAUAGUCUGGGCUGCUUAGUGCGUGUUUUUUGUUGUUGUUUUUUUUAACUUUUUGGGCGAUGAGGCGCUUGCACGUCGCGCCGCGAACAGCCUCCGUCGAUCCGGCGACCUGCUGCUGACAAGCCGGGGAGACGAGGGACCGGGGGGGCGCCUGGUGGAGAGACCACCGCCGGGGGGUGGGGGGGGACCAUGCAGUUUGCAAUGUCGCUGCUUGGACUCAUGUGUCAGCUGUCAGCACUCGUCCGGGUCACCGUCCAGCACCGCUGGCACCCGAAACAAGAAGCCUUCAUCCAGCAGCUGUCAUCGUAUGAAAUCACCAGCCCGCUGCGGGUCAACGACUUCGGGGAGUCCUUCCCGCACACGCUGCACUACAGGCGGAGACGCCGGAGUGUAAACGACGACCUGUCCGCCGCCCUGCGGGUCCACUACCGAAUCGACGCCUUCGGCCAGCGCUUCCAGCUCAACUUGAGCGCGCACUCGGACUUCAUCGCGCCCGCCUACACGGUCGCGCACUUGGGAGCCGAGCUGAGCGACUCCACGGCGGCCCGGGGAGAGGAGACGGAGGCCGACAUGCGCCACUGCUUCUUCCGGGGACACGUCAACGCCAGGGGCGAGCAGCCGGCAGUGGUCAGCUUGUGCACCGGCUUGAUCGGCACUUUCACGACACCAGACGGCGAGUACUUUUUGGAGCCGCUCCUGAACGCCGAGGGAGAGGAGUACGACGACGACGAGCACCACAAACCCCACCUCGUCUACCGACACGAGAGGAGGCGCGACAUCUCAAGCACGAGCGUCGUCAGCCAACCCGAGCCUUGUUCGGCCUCAGACGACUCCAAGCGGCCCGUGUCCUUGGGGGGCCGAGGGAACAUGGGCGAGGAGGUGGACUCUCUCCGAGCAGCGGUCGACGACCAGGGCGACGUGAAGCAUUCCAACGACACGAUUGGCAGAGCCCCGCGCAGGCGCAAGCGCUUCCUCUCCUACCCUCGCUACGUUGAGCUGAUGGUGACGGCCGACGCCAAGAUGGCCCGGCACCACGGAGGCAACCUGGAGCACUACAUCCUCACAAUCAUGUCAGUAGUAGCGGCGGUGUACAGGGACCCCAGCGUAGGAAACCUCAUCAACAUCGUGAUAGUCAAGCUGGUCGUCAUCCACGAUGAACAGCAAGGUCCUACGGUGAGUUUCAAUGCUGCCACCACUCUGCACAACUUCUGCACAUGGCAGCAAAAGCAAAACAUCCAGGAUGACAGCCACCCUUCUCACCAUGACACCGCCCUCCUCAUCACCAGGGAAGAUAUCUGCCGUGCAAAAGACAAGUGUGACACGCUCGGGCUUGCAGAACUGGGGACCAUGUGCGACCAGUACCGCAGUUGUUCUAUCAGCGAAGAAAACGGAAUUAGUGCCUCCUUCACCAUCGCUCACGAGCUGGGCCAUGUGUUCAACAUGCCGCACGACGACAACCCCAAAUGUCGCGAGGCCGGCAUGAAGCACCAGUAUCACGUCAUGGCGCCCACCCUCAACUACGACACCAAUCCCUGGUCCUGGUCCAAGUGCAGCCGCAAGUACAUCACCGCGUUCCUAGACACCGGUUACGGGGAGUGUCUUCUCGACGAGCCAGUAGGCAGAACGUACGAGCUGCCCACUCUCCUGCCUGGUCAAAUUUACAACGCCAACAGGCAGUGUGAACUCAUGUUCGGCCCCGGGUCCCAGAUUUGCCCCUACAUGAAACAGUGCAAGAGGCUGUGGUGUACAAGUGCAGAGGGGGACCAUAAAGGGUGUCGCACGCAACACAUGCCGCUGGCUGACGGGACGGAAUGUGGACACGGAAUGUAUUGCAGACACGGCAUGUGUGUGAACAAGGAGCUGUACCUGCAGCCCAUCGAUGGGGAAUGGGGCCCCUGGGGGCCCUACAGCGCAUGUUCCAGGUCCUGCGGCGGAGGGACGAGGAGCACCACCAGAGAAUGCAACAAGCCUGAGCCGAGGAACAGCGGGAAGUUCUGUGUGGGACGCAGGAUGAAGUUCCGCUCUUGCAACACUGAGCCAUGUCCACGAGGACGCAAAGAUUUCCGCGAGGAGCAGUGCUCUCAGUUUGACGGCAAGCACUUCAACAUCAACGGUCUACCUCCCAACGUGCGCUGGGUCCCCAAAUACAGUGGCAUACUAUUGAAGGAUCGGUGCAAGCUCUUCUGCCGGGUUGCGGGCGCCACGGCGUAUUAUCCGCUGAAGGACCGCGUCAUCGACGGCACGCCGUGUGGGACCGACACCUACGAUAUCUGCGUUCAAGGCCUCUGCAGGCAAGCGGGCUGCGAUCACGUCCUGAACUCAAAGGCGAGGAAUGACAAGUGUGGCGUGUGCGGCGGAGACAACUCUUCAUGCAAAACCCUCUCAGGGACGUUCAACGAUGCGCAGUAUGGCUACAACACAGUGGUCCGCAUCCCAGCCGGAGCCACCAACAUUGAUAUAAAGCAGGUCAGCUACUCCGGAAAGCCAGAAGAUGACAACUACCUCGCAUUAUCUGACGGCCAGUCCAACUUCCUGCUGAACGGGAACUUUGUGGUGGCCAUGUUCAAAAGGGAGAUCACCUUCAAGGGGACGGUCAUCGAGUACAGCGGCUCCGACACCAAAGUGGAGCGCAUCAAUUGCACCGAGCGCAUCGAGGAGGAGCUCGUUCUGCAGGUCCUGUGUGUGGGGAACCUCUACAACCCCGACGUGCGUUACUCCUUCAGCAUCCCCAUCGAGGAGCACAGGGAGCAGUUUGUGUGGGACCCCUCGGGCUCCUGGCUGGAGUGCAACCGCAUCUGUCAGGGUGAGCGUCGCCGCAAGACGGCGUGUGUGCGGAAGAGCGAUCACCUGGAGGUGUCGGAGCAACGAUGUGAACACUUACCUCAGCCUGCAGAGGUCACUGAGCCUUGCAACACGGACUGUGAAGUCAGGUGGCAUGUCGCCGGGAAGAGUGAUUGCUCAGCUAAGUGCGGUCCGGGCUCCCGCAGCCUGGAUGUUCAAUGCAUCAAGUACAACCUGGUGAAGAGGCAGAGCGACCGGGUGGAGGCCAGCACCUGCGCCGGUAUUGCCAAACCUCCGACUCGAGAGUCCUGCCAUGGCGACUGUCUUCUCAAGAGCUGGCAGUACAGUGCCUGGUCACAGUGUUCCAAGACAUGCGGCCGAGGGAGUCGCAGCAGGGAGUCGUACUGCAUGAACAAUCUCGGCCGUCGCCUGGUGGACAGGGAGUGCGGUGAAUACCGGAGGGCGGUCACAGAAGUCUGCAACGACCAGCCGUGUCCCAAGUGGACCGUCAGCGAGUGGAGCGAGUGCCUGGUGACCUGUGGUAAGGGCACGAGACACAGGCAGGUGUGGUGCACCGCAGAAGCCAGGGAAGAAAAGCUGGGUGAGCAUUUGUGCGACCCGGCCGGCAAACCCGCCUCCGUCGGGAGCUGCGAGCUGCCCGACUGCGCCUCCUGGCAGGCCGGGGUGUGGGGAGCGUGUGCGGUGACCUGUGGUCAUGGCUACCAGAUGAGAGCUGUGAGGUGUGUGUCGGGGGACUACGGCAACACGGUGAAUGACAGGGAAUGCAAUGCUGCAGCCAGGCCCAGAGACAGUCAGGACUGUGAGGUGCCAGCGUGCCCAUGGGCCUCUCCGGUACAAAGCACACCUCGGCCUGACAACUCCGCUCAGCCCCUGACGCAAUGGAGAUAUGGCUCCUGGACGGCGUGCUCUGCGACCUGCGGCAAAGGGAAGCGAGCGCGUUACGUCAGCUGCCGAGACGCCCAGGGAGGCGUGGCUGACGAGUCCUACUGCGCCCACCUGCCCCGGCCGCCAGAGACCUCGGCUUGCUUCAGCCCCUGCGGCCAAUGGCGCACCGGGGAGUGGUCUCCUUGCUCAGUGACAUGCGGCGCUGGACGCUCCACCCGACAAGUCCUUUGCUCCAACUACCACCAGUCUGUGGACCAGUCCUUCUGUGACCCGGACGAGCGGCCCGAAAUGGAGCAAGAGUGCACCACGGCACCCUGCUCCUCCAUCUACCGCCGCCAGCGCAUCAAUGACCAGCCCUACGGAUACCCCAAAGAUCCAGGGCGCCACCCCGGUCACAACAGCUGGAACGUACCGUCGACGGACAACCAGUGGAGGACGGGACCCUGGGGCGCAUGCUCCAGCACCUGUGAAGGGGGGUUCCAGAGGCGAGUGGUGGUCUGUCAAGAUGCUGAUGGCCGCAGCAACAGCUACUGCGAAGAGCGGGUCAAGCCGGCCGAGUCCAAGAGCUGCGACUCGGGGCCCUGCCCUAUGUGGAACUAUGGCGUCUGGGGAGAGUGCACUCAGAGCUGCGGAGGCGGCAGGAGGACCCGCCUGGUGGUGUGUCAGAGGCCCAGCGGCGAGAGGCUCAACGACUACAACUGCGACGUCCUGGACAAACCUCUGGACAUGGAGCAGUGCAACCUGCAGCCCUGCCCAGGCUCCGCCUCCUGGCACCGCAGACCAUGGAAGCCGUGUUCGGUGACUUGUGGCCGUGGCAGCAAACAGCGGGAGGUCACCUGCGCUCAGCGCCAGAACCACACCAAAAUAGAAGAGGAGCACUGCGCUCAUCUUCCUCGACCGCGGACCCAGAAGACGUGCCGUGGUCGAGGGUGUCCCACCUGGAAAGCCAACAGGUGGAGCGAGUGCUCGGUCACAUGUGGAGCGGGACUCAAGAGCAGAGACGUCUACUGCAGGCUGAAAGGCAGCGGAAAGGUCAGAGAAGAUCUAUGUGACGCCUCAUCACGACCCGCUGUCGGCCAGCGUUGCCAGACUGCAGAAUGUAGCCCUUACAUUUGGAUAGCCGCCUCGUGGAAAGAAUGCAACGCCACCUGUGGAGCCGGAGUGAGAAGCAGGAAGGUGGACUGCAUGGAGCCCGGGAUGACGCCUGUGCAGACGGAUUACUGCGAGCCGUCACUCAAACCGCCGUCGCAUCAACCUUGCCAAGAAGGGCCGUGUCGCUUCCUGUGGGCCACAGGGGAAUGGUCACAGUGCUCCGCCAGCUGUGGUGUGGGCUACCAGCAGCGUGUGGUCUCCUGCUCCAAAAUACCCUCCUCUCGGGCGUCGCAUCUUUACUCCGCCCAGUCCCUCACUGCUGCCAUCCACUGCCCGGACCCCCGCCCUGCCAGCAGCAGACCCUGUCUCCUCAAGGACUGCCUGCAGGCGUCUUAUUGGAAAGUGGGUCUUUGGAGUAAGUGCUCUCAAACCUGCGGGGCAGGAGCCAUGGAGCGGCGAGUGGAGUGUGUGACCGCCAAAGGACAAACGUCCAAACAGUGCCGUGCCUCAGAAAGACCCUCGCCUCAAGCUGCGUGUCACGCUAGAGAAUGCCAGACGUUUACUUCCUGCCGUGAGGUCCAGAUGCGCCAGGGCGUCAGGAUGGAUGGAGAGUAUUACCUCAAAGUCAAGUCCCGCACCCUACAGAUCUACUGCACUGAGAUGGAGACUGACUUCCCCAAGGAGUACGUCACAUUACGCAGCGGCCAGACGGACAAUUACUCUGAGGUGUACGGCUACAGGCUGCUGAACCCCUUCGAAUGUCCCUACAACGGCAGCCGAAGACAGGACUGCAGCUGCAGGAACGACUACUCCCCGGCGGGGUACACGCUGUUCCACAAAGUGCGCCUAGAUCUGAGCACCCUGAGGAUACUGAUCACCGACUUCCGCUUCUCCCACACUCCCGUCGGUCAGCCCGUGCCCUUCGCCACGGCGGGUGACUGUUACAGUGCCGCCAAGUGUCCGCAGGGCCAGUUCAGCAUCAAUCUGAUGGGGACCGGCCUCAGAGUGGCCGAGACCACCAAGUGGUCGUCUCAGGGCAACUACGUCUCAGUCAAGGUGCACAGGUCGGAGGUAAGAAAGCUUGAAACAAAAUGUCAGAAAAGCUUGGGAAAUGUCUAA